AUGGACUUUAAAAAACUAAGCAAACCACUGAAUCAAGAUUAUCCAAAUCUACAACAACACCUCAACAUCGAAUUUAAUAAGAUCCAAACAAGCUGGAAUGAAUUGCAAGCGGCAUACACAAAUCAAAUUGUUCGACUUCAAGAUUUAGUAAUUCGUGCCCGUCGCGGUGACAUUGACCAGAAUUAUAUUCCUGAUGCGUUAAAGGACGAUCAAGACAAAACACUGGCAAAGAUGAUAAAUGAUUGCAAUGAUUAUCUGAAUGCAUGGGAUCAAAAGGAGCAGCUCAUCAAAGAUUUGGUACAAAAAGGAUUUAAAUAUCAAAAUGCGCUCGAUCGAAAUAUAAAAAGUGGCGACGAUCAGCAAACACUUAAUGGCAAGCUUUCAACUUCUGAUAAUCGAACAUGUGUCAUUUGCUCCAAUGAUAAUUUAUACAAAAACAAUUCAUCACGUUGGCACUCUCUUCGUGAUCAGUUGCUAAAACAGCGUGAAGAAGAUCCUCAGUUACAACUGAUCUAUGUUGACUUCUCCUAUUGUUCAUACAAACUUGAUGAUAUGAAGGUUUUCUCUACAGGUGAAGCAAAGAAUUAUGAAAGUACUCCACAACCGAUGUCAUCAUUACCACUAGUACAGCCAAAAAGUGAGGAAAUUAUGAAUGUUUUACUUCUUGGAGAAUCAGGUGUUGGAAAAUCGACUUUUAUUAAUGCAUUUGUUAACUAUUUGAAAUUCAACAACCUACAGGAAGCUGAGAAAAAUACUAUUGUACUUAUACCUGUUUCAUUUAUGAUGACGAUGGGUGAUAAUUUUGAAGAACAUAUUGUUAAAUUUGGUGAUAUUGAUGAUUUAAAUAAUGAAGAUUUUAAUCAUCCUGGUCAAUCUGUCACACAACNUCUUUACUAUGAUCAAUUAGUUGCCUAA
Rotaria sp. Silwood2 is the source of this 915-nucleotide messenger RNA. The record is from the annotation of a GenBank genome assembly. NCBI's taxonomy places the organism in Eukaryota, Metazoa, Rotifera, Eurotatoria, Philodinida, Philodinidae.